AACACCAGUGGCCGUAUGGCGCCGCGUUGAGUAACAGAAGGAAUAUGCUACUUAAAUAUCGAUGAGAGAAAGAUAACUUGCAAUGUACUUCAAUCGGCUUGCUAUGCAAACGCAUCAGCCUGCAUUUCGCUCUGAGCCCCCCGGACUGUAAGCAACAUUCGCAUCAUUCUAAGCUUCGCUCUCACCCGCCAUUAUGUCGCUUCUUUUUAUGUUUCGUAUUAUUACAUUGACCAUAUCUGGUUAUCUUACAAAGUGCAGUUGUUACGAGCUUCCUGAGUCAUACAACAAGAGAUUACGGCCAAAUGUCGGAGGUCCUCCAGUCGAGAUACGGGUAGGACUGUAUGUCGAGAGUCUGGGUGCUAUAGAAGAGAGCACGAUGGAUUUUCGUUUGACGCUGUACUUUCGGAAGCACUGGAAUGACCCUCGACUUGCCUUCAAUAAAACACACGAAAGAAUAUUCGUGUCUAACGACGGGGAUAUAUUUUGGUCCCCGGACCUCUACUUUCUUUAUGAAAAAGGUGGUCACGCACAUGACAUCACCGUUCCUAACAUUGUGACGACCAUUCAACCCGAUGGAACAGUUUUUAGAAGCACAAGGGUCACAUUAACUUCAGCUUGCUUCAUGAGUCUACAUCGUUUUCCAUUUGAUUCUCAGAGGUGUUCACUAAACGUUCUGAGCUACAGUUACACGACAAAGGAUAUGAUGCUAACAAUUAAGGAUGAAGAUGUCGAAAUCCCGAAAGAAUUGAUUAUUCCUAGUUUUGUCCUGCAGUCGAAGUGGAACACUAGUGGGAGUGUCUUGAAUUUGGUUACCGCAGGAAACUAUAGCAUGGUGACUAUUUCCUUCACAUUUCAUCGUCAGAUGCAGUCAUUCCUUCUGACUGUCUAUAUCCCUAGCAUGCUUUUGGUCACAGUGGCUUGGCUUUCAUUCUGUAUCGAUGCUGAAGCAGCUCCUGCAAGGGUCUCCCUUGGGAUAACAACCGUACUCACCAUCACCACUAUGACUGCUGGGAUGCAGGAAUCACUUCCGGUGGUCACUUACGCAAAGGCUAUUGAUAUCUGGCUAGCAGCCUGUCUUUUCUUUGUCUUUACGGCCUUGAUUGAAUUCGCUCUGGCUAAUUAUCUACUCAUCGUAAGAAAAAAACGAAAAGAAGCAAUCGAGGCAUUGGAACAAUCGCAUAAAUCAUCUUGUGGGGCUAAUACCAAACUUGGAUUAAGCGACGAACAGCUGAUUAGAUACCAAGCACAGUAUGCUGCACCACUCAAAACCACUCCUGAUGUUUGUGAUGAAGAAACCCAAAAGACUAAGGUUGUCAUUGAGCCAUGGACGGCAGAUAGAGUAGAUUGUAUGGCAAGAUACAUCUAUCCAGUUGCCUUCACAUUGUUUAACUUCAUUUAUUGGCCUUUCUACAUUUACAUCGAUGAAACUUCAUUCUAUUAAGUGAAGAAGUGAAAUAAACAAUUUAAACAUUCACAUCAUGGUUCCCACUGAGGGGGCGGCCGGGGGGGGGGUGGGUGGCUUAGGGCACUCUCCACAAAAAGUACGACCUUGCAAGAAAAAUGAAGAAAAACAAGGAAAAGGAGAAAGGAGAAUCAUAGGGAAAAGGUUGAAUUAUAUCUGUUUGAUUAUCAUGUCAAAAUCGAUCACAGAAUUAUAUAUAUAUUUUUUUUCUAUUUUAUAGAUGUGAAAUGUUUUAUUAGUCGCUUCGCUCGCUCGCGUCUUUUAACAAAUUUUGCUUUAUGUUAUGUUCUGUCCACUCAAUUUUAUGACUCAAUACGACACUGAUGAUCUUUAUGUUCUACCUUCUUUUCAAUUCGUUUUUUCUGAGACCUCGAAGGAGUGCCAAACAUAACCUCACACUUUCAAAAACUUUGCUUACUCAAAUGCUUACCAUUUGGCAAAUUAAAUUGGUAUACUCCAGGCUGAAAAAAUAAUAUCUAAAUAAAUAGUUUGAAAUUCAGCAAGCGAAAAUGCUGAAAACUUAAUCAAACCCUGAUAAGAAAUAACAAAGUUUUUCUUAAUUUUAGAUUUAGCAAUGUUUUGUGGAAACAGUUAGAUUGAUGCAGUCAUGAAUAUGCAUCAGGAGGGUUGAUGAUGUUAUGUCUCCACUCCCCCCUUUCAUAUCAGAAUCAUUUCAUAUUUAUGUGUAACAUGUCUGUCGUGUAACAAAUUAGGUUUCAGAAGUAUUAUUUUACAGUAAAUUGGUUGUUAAUCCCUUUAUUACAUUCUAGGAGGAAAAAAUUUGAAUAAGUAUAAUUUUAUAUGAUAUGAAGUAUAACAGAUUAAGUGGGGAAAUGACAUCUUUGACUGGCUCAUUUCACAUUCAUUUAUCAUCAUUAUUAUUAUUAUUAUUCAGUAUCAUUGUGAUCAUUAGUGAUAGUAGUAGUAGUAGGAGUAGUAGUAGUAGUAGUAGUAGUAGUAGCAGCAGCAGCAGUAGUAGUAGUAGUAGUAGUAGUAGUAGUAGUAGUACAUAUAGUAGUAGUAGUAGUAGUAAUAGAAGUAGUAGUAGUAGUAGUAGUAGUAGUAGUAGUAGUAGUAGUAGUAGUAGUAGUAGUAGUAGUAGUAGUAGUAGUAGUAGUAAUCAUAUGAGUUCUGCGUUACAAACAAUACAAUGCAUGGUAUAGAAUAUGUUAACACAAUCGUGAGCGGAUAGGCUUGAAAUUGAUGAUGGCCGCAUAACUGAUCACUUUUGCAAGCGAAUCAGCGUUGCAAGUGAGCUAGGUGAGCAAGCUAAAUAUUGACCUUUUUUAAAUGAAAAUCUAAUUCUGUGAUCGAUUUUGACAAAUAUUAAGAAUAAUUAGAUCAUAUUUUACACUUUUUAUUCUGUAAUCUGCAUGGUCUCUCUUCCUUCCUUUAUUUGUGGUUCUUGGUCGUUCAACAUUUUAAGAGUACCAAGCUCCCCCAAACCCCUAUGCCUAUCUGUUCGGUUGAUAGAAAAGAUUUUUAUACUGCAAAAGAAGGUUAUCCGGAUCAUUUGUAAUGCUCCAAUAUACGCUCUCAUACUAAUUCUUUAUUUUUCGAAAACAAGAUUUUAAAAAUUAAGGAUUUAUAUUCAUUUCAACUAGGUCAGUUUAUGUAUCAAUAUAAUAGCAAUAAUUUACCUAUUGUUUUUCAUGACAUGUUUCAUAAAAAUGAGAGCAUUCAUAAAUACCCAACUAGGCAAUCAGAUGAAUUCCAUUUACCGCUUUUCAGGACGUUCAAAGCCAAAAAUACUUGUAUUUAUGAAGGCCCAAAAUUUUGGAAUUCCCUUCAUAACGACUUUAAAAAUUCCCCCUCUAUGUAUUUGUCGAAAACAAGAUUUUAAAAAUUAAGGAUUUAUAUUCAUUUCAACUAGGUCAGUUUAUGUAUCAAUAUAAUAGCAAUAAUUUACCUAUUGUUUUUCAUGACAUGUUUCAUAAAAAUGAGAGCAUUCAUAAAUACCCAACUAGGCAAUCAGAUGAAUUCCAUUUACCGCUUUUCAGGACGUUCAAAGCCAAAAAUACUUGUAUUUAUGAAGGCCCAAAAUUUUGGAAUUCCCUUCAUAACGACUUAAAAAAUUCCCCCUCUAUGUAUAUAUACUUUUAAAAGAAAGUUAAAAUCUUUCUUACUGAAAUCCUAUAAUCACGUCUAAAAAAUACAUCAUCACAGAUUUAUAUAUUUUUUCACCGUUCCUUUUCACCCAUGCGCUACUUUGCUUCUGUUUGUCUACACUCCUCUCUCUGUAGCUCAUAUGCAGUUCUCACAUUCAUUCCUCACCCCCCCCCCCUUUCCUCUCUCAUUCAUCCGCUUUCUAUCUUUAGUUUCUCAUUCCUUAGUUUUUUGCGUAAUUUUCGUAUAUUUUGGUUAUUUAAUAUUUUAUUUUAAUGAUGUCUCCUGUUGGCGAUCAUGGUUUAUAUUUUGAUUAAUUGUAUAUAUAAAAUUUAUUUCUCGCUUGUCAUAUUUUGAGGAGCCCACAAUAUACAACCUUUUUUUCUUUUUAGUGGGAUCCUCCAUUUUCACAAAUUGUAAAUCACAAAUCCUUUACACAAGAUUAUUUUGUAUGUAACUUUCUUAUAACAUGUCUUUUUCAAGUUGAUUUUAUGACCUUGGUAUAUUUUUUAUGAUGUCGACUUGUUAUGAUUGUAUUUAUUUGAUUUAUAUUUUGUUGAAAAUGAAAUAAAUGAAAUGAAAGGAAUGCAACACAGUUAAGAUAACCCUUUUUGCAGGAGAGAAAAUAAUCAAGGUUAUCAUUCUAUGGGAUGGAGACGAAGAUGUAUCUGCGGGAGUUAAACCAUUUAAAUAUGUUGAUCAAUUUAUGAUUGUCAGAUUAAAAUCAGAAUGAAGCGAA
Molecule: messenger RNA, 4307 nt
Organism: Lytechinus pictus (painted urchin)
Lineage: Eukaryota; Metazoa; Echinodermata; Echinoidea; Temnopleuroida; Toxopneustidae
Product: glycine receptor subunit alpha-2-like
Exons: 9
Coding region: 194-1441 (415 amino acids)
Biological process (GO): gamma-aminobutyric acid signaling pathway; regulation of membrane potential; chloride transmembrane transport
Cellular component (GO): synapse; plasma membrane; neuron projection
Molecular function (GO): neurotransmitter receptor activity; GABA-A receptor activity; chloride channel activity
Source: RefSeq, a predicted model, not a curated record